AGCAUUCGAAAAUUGUUUUACUUUUGGGAUGUUGCAUAACUCUUAUGCUUGCAUUCUUGCUAUUUCAAGUCUCUAAGAGAACUCGUUCUCGUGACCCAUCGGUCUAUCUCACUGUUAGUGGAGACAGCGAAACUAGCAAUACGCUAACUUUGCAAGAAUCUGGGAAACGGUUUGAACUUGUAAGAGACGCUAUCUACGACAGGUGCAAGAGUUUCCGACAACCUCUUUCCAAACGGCAACUUCAAGUUCUGUACGCCCGUCUCAUCGUAAACGACCAUCACAAGGCUAUCUACUGUCCCGUAUGGAAGUCGGGCUCGACCUCUUGGAGAGCAGUCAUGCUCGUCCUAAACGGCUCGUUCAAGACUCUCGACGAGGCCGUCAAGUCUAUCUACGCACUCAGAGGGCUGACGACAUUCAAAUCGUACAAAAACAGAUCAGAAAUCGAAUUUAGACUAAGUAAUUACAAAAAGUUCAUGAGCUACAGAGAGCCCCUUAAUCGUUUUGCAGCCGACUACUUGAUGUUGCGAACGAGAUCUCGGAGUCAUGACGCACAGAGUAAGAGAGCAGUACAAUACGCCGACUCCGUGAGAGGACAUCCCCAUCCUCAACAUCCGUGGCAAAAUAUGAGCAUCCAGGACUUUGGCACGUAUGUAGUGCGUUUUGGCAACGAGACAACAGGACUAGAUAAGCUAGACAAACAAUGGAUACCACAAAAUCUAGCGUGCCAUCCGUGCCACAUUCAAUAUGAUUACUACAUCGAUAUGGAGAGUUCGACUGUCAACGAAGACAUUCAUUACAUUCUAGCAAUGAUAGGCGCUGAUUGGCUGAAGAUGCCUCAUGUGAAUCCUACGACUAAAGACAAAAGUCCGUAUUUGUCCCUACUUUCGGAAUCGAUGUACAAUCGCCUUCUGUCUGUUUACUACAAUGACUACGAGAUUUUUGGUUUCAAGAGACCACGCAGAAAGGAGUAGAUAGCAGCACUCUCUAGCUACGCAUGUAUGCGUUUCGAUCAAACCAAAGACUUGUCAGUACGUUUUCGAGGUAUUUGUAUGCUAGGGUUACUCAAGUUGGUACUCCUACUGGCAGGCGGAGUCUUUUUCUAGAUUGUCUGAC
Messenger RNA from Corticium candelabrum, 1113 nucleotides. RefSeq names its product carbohydrate sulfotransferase 11-like. The transcript has 2 exons. Bases 45 to 971 code for a protein of 308 amino acids. The record is from RefSeq and is a predicted model, not a curated record. Gene Ontology annotation, cellular component: membrane. Gene Ontology annotation, molecular function: sulfotransferase activity. Gene Ontology annotation, biological process: carbohydrate biosynthetic process. NCBI's taxonomy places the organism in Eukaryota, Metazoa, Porifera, Homoscleromorpha, Homosclerophorida, Plakinidae.